CCCAGAAUACGUUAAAACGUGAUUUUAAGAAAAGGGGGAUCCUACCGGUAUUUUUUUUUUUAUUAAUAUUAACCUAAAAAAAACCAGGCUUCUUUAAGUGAGCGCAUCUGGAUUCCUGCUCAUUUUAAUAACCGGGAUACUUGCCGGUUAAUUAAUGUCGCUUGUUUUCGCCGGUGUGCCCCGAGAGAUCGGUGUGUUUGUCGACAGAGCAACUUUCUCCAUAUGUGACGUGUCUGUCGGAGGAAACACUAACGGAGGGAAACAUGCCGACAUGUUCCGGUUAAACUCUGUUUUAAGGCUUCUCAAUAUUUUUUUUUUUUAUAUAUAUAUAGCGCUGUUAACUUAUUUUAACUUAGAUAAAUUUCGUCUAAAAAUGACCUGAAAUUUUUUUAUCUCUUCGUUGGAUUUGGGCGAGUAAAACGAAAAUGGAGUCAAUUUUUAACAGGUUGAAAGGUGACGUCACAGUAACCGUUACCGAGUGAAGCUUCUUUUUUUUAUUUUUUACCUUUUUUUUUUGUGAUGGGCUCGGUGACGUCAGCUCUAACACGGACAAGAAACGCGCUGGUGAAAGUGGGUUCCGAGCCGGAGAACCAUGACCCGGAGAGGAGCCAGUCCGCCCCGGAGUCUGACCGGGCCAAGAAGAAGAGCUCCCGGUUCAACGUGUCCAUCCAGACCGGACGGCAGAGUUCCCGCCAGUCGCUGUCCGAGGUGCUGAGCAGACAGGACUCAGAUGGAUCCAAACACUCCUCAAAGAAAAGGACCUGUGAAGGUCAACAGAGCGUGGCAAAUGAAGAUGGGGAGAGCUCCAACAGACCACAGGCCAGCUUCGCACGCUCAAAGUCCCAGAGUGCUUUGUGGAACGCCAUCACAGCGGGGAUGGGGAUCAAAGGCAAAGAGCAGAAGCCCCUCCUGAAUGACCCACGGAGUCCUGAAGAGAUCCUGGCUGACGAUCUUCCUGCAGCAGAUGAACCAGACGCCACAGAGAAAACAGCCCUCAGAUUACGAUGUCUGGUGAAGCAACUGGAGAGAGGAGAGGCUUCCCUCACUGACCUCAAGAAAAACCUGGAGUAUGCAGCAUCGGUGCUGGAAUCCGUUUACAUCGAGGAGACGAGGCGUCUGGUGGACACAGAAGAUGAGCUCAGUGACAUCCAGUCAGAGUCGGUGCCCUCGGAGGUGCGGGAUUGGCUGGCCUCCACCUUCACCCGGCAGAUGGGCCUGAUGCUGCGGCGCAACGAAGAGAAACCUCGCUUCCGCAGCAUCGUCCACGCCGUCCAGGCUGGCAUAUUUGUUGAGAGGAUGUACCGCCGUACCUCCAAUAUGGUGGGACUCAGCUACCCCCCGUCUGUCAUAUCUGUGCUUAAGCAUGUUGACAAGUGGUCGUUUGACGUGUUCGCUCUAAAUGAGGCCAGCGGGGAUCACGCACUUAAAUUCAUAUUCUACGAGUUGCUCACAAGAUACGACCUCAUUAGCCGUUUCAAGAUCCCGAUCUCUGCGGUGGUGUCAUUCGUGGAGGCCCUCGAAGUGGGAUACAGCAAACAUAAAAACCCCUACCACAACCUAAUGCACGCUGCUGAUGUCACACAGACCGUACACUACCUGCUGCUCAAGACUGGCAUGGUGCAUUGGUUGACUGAGCUUGAGAUCUUUGCCAUGAUCUUUGCGGCGGCGGUUCACGACUACGAGCACACGGGGACCACAAACAACUUCCACAUUCAGACAAGGUCAGACACAGCUAUCCUGUACAAUGACCGCUCAGUGUUGGAGAGCCACCACGUCAGCGCAGCAUACCGCCUGCUGCAGGACGACGAUGAGAUGAACAUCCUCUACAACCUGUCCAAGGAUGACUGGAGAGAGCUGCGGGCUCUGGUGGUGGAGAUGGUGCUGGCCACAGAUAUGUCCUGCCACUUCCAGCAGGUUAAGGCCAUGAAGAACUUCCUACAGACACCUGAGGGCAUCGACAAGCCCAAAGCACUGUCGCUGCUGCUGCACACAGCAGACAUCAGCCACCCGGCUAAAAGUUAUGACCUCCACCACCGCUGGACCACCUCCCUACUGGAGGAGUUCUUCAGACAGGGGGACAAAGAAUCUGAGCUGGGCCUGCCGUUCUCUCCGCUCUGUGACCGCAAGUCCACAAUGGUGGCCCAGUCCCAGAUCGGGUUCAUCGACUUCAUUGUGGUGCCCACCUUCACUGUGCUGACCGACAUGAUGGAACGUAUCGUCAAACCGCUCAUCGACGAGGCCUCCCAUUCAGGUUUUGCCGGCUUUAGGCGCUCGAGUCUGAACAGUAUUAGCUCAGACGAGACCAAGAGGCACAGUGUGAAGAGCUCCGACAGCAGCACGUCGGGACACAGCUCUCUGCUGACGGUGGACCUGAAGAACUUCAAGGCGUUGUGGAACGAAGAGGUUUAUCAGAACAGAGAGAGGUGGAAAGCUCAGGCUGCUAAAGAGGCGGAGGAGAGAGCUAAAAGGGAAGAGGAGGAGAGAGCCCAGGAGGAAGAAGCUAUGGAGCCCCAGGAGGUCCAAACAGAACCAGAAGAGCCUGAACCAAAGGAUGACCAACUGGAGGGGGAAGAGCCUGAAUCACCAGAGGUCAGCAGACCACCAGAUGGUAACUCGGGGGAAACCGAGCAGGAAGCAGAGCCGGAGAGCGCCAUACAGUCUGCACCUCCACUGCAGAACGGAGAGUUGUCUGAAGGGACUGAGUCCCCGGAGGGUGAAGAAAACAAGAACAAAGGCGACGAUGCAGAGGUGGCGAUGGAAUAAGUGAGCUGUGGAGAGUCACGGCCGCACUGUUGCACCUGAACCUGUUUUUUUGUCUGUAUGGGAAGACAAAGUGACACCAGAGGGAAGGCUAUUAGCUGGACUGUGUCGCCCUCUACAGGACACCAAGGAACCGACACCAUGACUUCCUCUCUCGACUCGUUUUUACUUUCACCAUAUUUAUACUCCCAGGCUCUUGUAUGCAGAGCUUGUGGCUUUACCCACGUGCAUUAUUCCUACCUUCCUGCUUACUGAUGAACACGAGACAUAAGUUCUAAACCUUAUGGUGAUGGCAGCAAUGGUGGGGAUGAAGAGCAGCCUUUUGAAAGACACUGAAAAUGUUUGUUUUUUUAAUUUGCCAAUCUUUUUCUUUGCUCCAAGUUGUGUGUUUAACUCAGCCGCAGACAUGUAGCCAUUGUACAAGUCCCAUGUUCCACUGCUGUGUCACGCUUCUCUGUCAGCACUAUUUACACGUUUAUCUAGAGACAUAAAGUUUUGCAUCAUUUAUUUUGGUACUUACUGAAUAACACAGAAGUGCAGAAACACUGAGAGACUUCUAGCUGCUACAGAGUGUGUGUCAAGCCCACUGCAGCUCAAUUUGCAUAUAGCACUGCUAUUUUACUAGAAAGUUCUCCUUAAACACUCACCCACCAGAGAAAGCGUUUCCCUGUGCUAUAGGAGCUCCUGUUUGGAGUUUCUUAUGAUAAAAACCAUCCAUGGUUCAUUUCUUCCCUUAUAACCUGUUUACUUUCCCAGUGCUUUCCUCUGAGAUCCUUUCAGCCAGUUCAAAAUAGUUUUUUGUGUGUGUGUUUCUGUCCUCUUUACUGUAUAUAUUGAAAGUUUGUAUAUGUAAGAAUCUGAGGAGGAGUAGAAAUCCUACGAUUCCACAACCCACCAAUGGAUAAUUUUGGGGGAUGUGAUAUAAGAUAUUGUAGUGAGAAAUGUCCAAAAAUUAGAAUGCAAUGCAUUUCAAACAUAUCACGCAUUUAAGGUUUUUUGUAAUAUAUUAAAUAUGUUUUCUUUACUUUUUUGUUUUUGUAACAUUCUUAUUUGUUUUGCAUUUGUUGUGUCCUCUGCGAAUCAUGCACUAGAUGUGUCUAAUCUCCUUACACUGUAUAUAAUUUCUUCGUCACAACACUUCUUCUCGAUGCCUUCUUAUGUGUGUUUAAGCCGUAGCAAAGAGUCAACUUUGUCGCUGGAUUAGAGAAAAAUCCUAUGUAUGUGUUUUAUUUUGCAGUACAGUUAUGUCACAGCAGCUUGGCCUACGAGGCUGCUGGUGUAAUGUUUUAUUCGGUGUGUUUACAGUGUGCUCGUGCAUCUAUUAGCCAGUUGAAUCCAUCAAGCUUCUGUGAUGCAUCUGAGGCUAUGAGUCCAAACUGUAUCUGCUUCUUGGUUGUUUGCCAGGUUUUCAAGGCUUGUAAUGUUGUUUAUAGGAGAUGCAAAUAUUGCUUAUUGUGCAUAUGUAACAUAUUGAACCUCUGCAACACUGGUUCAGCUUUUACUAUAUACUUAAUAUAUUAUAAUUGGAGGAAAAGAAGCAUUUUGGCAGUAUUUGCAUAAUGAUGGAUAUGUUUGCUGCAGAGGCCCCAAGAAGAGAGUGAGAGAAAAAAAAUGAUGGUCCUCAAUUUUUUUUAAGUCAUUUGCUUUCAGCCAGGUGGAAAGUUUUGCCUGAAAUAUCUCUCUGAGUUAAUAUUUUAAGUAAUCUGGAAGAAAACAUAAAUACUUUGGUCCUUUAGAACUAUAGGCUGUAUAAAAAUAAUGGACAUAGUCACUGUGACGUCACCCACUGUGUAUGAACUCCAGUUCUGACAACCUCAAAAUCAGCAUUUUAUUCAGGACACUACAGUAAGUUAACCGAUAAAUCAGUGUCCUUUCGGCUCCCAAUGUGAUGCACAGGUACUGGAUCCAAAGAACCAAGGUGGCAACACCCAUAAUUCUUCCAGCUCUUGAUCCGUUCUAGCUUCGUUUGCAAAGGGGCAUCAGUUAUUAAAAAUAAACAGUCAACUCUUUAGAGUCCUUUAGUCCAACCAAACACUGAAUAGGACAGUUUUAAGCAACCAAAAUGUUACAAUUAACUUUAACAAACUGUAAACCAACUUUGAAAGGGUAAAAGUUCUAAAAUGAAAACGCACAGUGCACCUUGGUAGUGACAAUAGCCAAACCCCAAAACAUACUUUAUCAUCUAUUUAACUGUAAAUGGGACCACCAUCAUUUACUAACUGAACAUGAUGAUGUUUUGAAGAAGAAUUUCAACUUGGAAUUGAGACCAUAAACUAAUUAAGACAAUGUUUAUCUAGGUAAUAUAUUUAGUGAGAAGUAGGGUACAUUUUAUACUGGACUUCUAUACAAUUUGUCUUCUUUUGCAACCAGUGGAGUCGCCCCCUGCUGGCCAUUAGAAAGAAUGCAGGAUUAAGGCAUUUCCAGAUUGGCUUCACUUUUCAGGGCCUCUUGUGGCCAAAAAGAGUAUUACAACAACAACAAAAACAUGUCUAUUCUUCUUUUUUCAAAUGAUCCUGGCAAAACUUUUAUUUAUUUUUACCUGUUAUAUCAUAAGCAAAGACAAGAUUUAAAAAAAAAAAAUGGGUCAACAUUUUUUUUUCCUCACUUGCCUCUCUUCUUGUGUAGUUUUCCCUAAAAAUGCACUUUUAUUUUGAUUUUGUUUUGAAUUCUUUUGGUAUGAAAUCCUCAAAUUUAUUGUGCCAAGAUCAAUUUCUUGGCAUUUUACUUUAAAGUAUACUGUACAUGUGUAAACCUGUACAAGAACUAAAAAAUAUAUAGUACAUAAGGGAUCAAAGAGUAAAUAAAUUUACACCUAAACAUUUAUUUAAUACGUUAGGAAUUAUUUUUUAGCCUCUUUGUUUUAAUACACACUCCUCAUUUUUAUAUUAUAACAGGAAUUUUAGUAUCGUGCUGGGAUAUAUUAUCACUUAAUGUAACCACAUGCUACUUUCUACCUAAAAAAUACAGUCAGUGGUUAGCAAGCCAGCUGGCUGAAUGUGUGCCUAUAUAUAAAAUUAUAUAUGUACUUUCCAUUGACACAUUUCACCUGUAGGAAAACUAAUUUUGUGAUGUCAUUUGAAUCUGUGCUGAUCCAGGUACAGUCAAACAAAACAGUUCAUAUCUUCCUACAACUAUGUCACACUAAAGAGUCUUUUAUUUUAGCAAGUCUGCCUGUAAAGUCAGAAGUUUGAUGUUGCAGAAGUAUUUAUAGUGGUAUAUUUUGCUCUUUUUCAUUUAGAAAAAUCUAUUUUAUAGCUGUAUAGCUUUUUUGUUUUUUGUUUUACUGUACUGUUCGCUGGAUUGUCAAAAAGUAUGUCCUCGACGUUUUUCUUUUUGUCCUUUAGUUUCUCCCCUGGUUUUAUUGUCUCUCUGUAUGUGUGUGUGUGUGUGUGUGUGUGUGCGUGUGUGUGUGUGUGUGUGUGUCCGUCCGUCUGUCCGAUAUGUUUUAAUCCACCAGCUCUGAAGUCAGAAAAAUUCAAGUGGCUCAAAACUGUAAAUUUAAAGUGUAACAAUCAUAUAAAAAUUAGAUUUAUAAAUAGAACAAAUGCAACACUCAUUGUGUGCUCAAAAUAGCCUGCCUGAUACUUGGUGUAGCAGAAUAUAUUUUCUGUACCAAGGGACCAACACAUGUACAGUCUUGUAGUUUGCUCUAUCUUUCACUUGCUGCUGUGAUAGCCUACUGUAUGAAUAUUUAACAAGAGUUUAUACCAACCAUAAUAAGAAACAUAGCUGUAUUUAUGACAUGUAAAGACUUCUAAACAUGGUGUUUUGUAAUUGUUACUACGGAACAGAUUAUUUGUUGUUUGUUUAAUGCUUUGUUUCCUUGUUUAGUCUGAAUCACUCUAUAAUGAAACUGUUCUAGUGA
Centropristis striata (black sea bass) is the source of this 6625-nucleotide messenger RNA. RefSeq names its product phosphodiesterase 1C, calmodulin-dependent b (gene pde1cb). Lineage: Eukaryota; Metazoa; Chordata; Actinopteri; Perciformes; Serranidae. The record is from RefSeq and is a predicted model, not a curated record. Gene Ontology annotation, biological process: signal transduction. The transcript is spliced from 18 exons. Gene Ontology annotation, molecular function: 3',5'-cyclic-nucleotide phosphodiesterase activity. Bases 520 to 2763 code for a protein of 747 amino acids.